Messenger RNA from Diatraea saccharalis (sugarcane borer), 2912 nucleotides. NCBI's taxonomy places the organism in Eukaryota, Metazoa, Arthropoda, Insecta, Lepidoptera, Crambidae. The record is from the annotation of a GenBank genome assembly.
AUGCACAUUUGGGUGACUGAAAUAAUAAGUCCAUAUAACCUACGUAGCUUGGUAAUGUAGCCGCUUUCGAAAUUUAGGAAUCUUAUCUCUAUAAAAAUAAUCUCUAUAAAAAUAAUGGUAAAACAUUUUUUUGCUUUUUAAUUUCAGUUACACAAAGUCGAUGGGAAAGGAAGUACGGUCGAAGAAUUAACGAAAAUGAUCAUGAAUGCGUGCUUUGCUCUGCUAUAUUAAAGUUACCGAGAGGUAAUUAUGGAAAUCUAAAACGCCAUUUAAGAAAAAAACAUCCUGAUAUUUAUGAAAAAGAAGAUCAACUUGGUAGCGUAAAUAAAGAUGGUGAAGAAAUCUACUUUUUGGAACACAUAGAAGAUGAAGAAUUUUUAAAUGACAUCGAAUAUGUAAUUACAACUGACGAAAACAGUCAAGAUAAAAAUAGUUCUGAUAAAAAUGAUAUUGAUGAUCUGAAUACUGAAACUCAUACUUCUGAGACAAACGUUGUGCUUCUAGUUUCGAAAGAGCCUGCUGUUAGAUGGGCUUGGGUAAAAAAAUACAUUCGUAACAUUGAUGUCCGAAAAAAACAAUGUGUCAUCUGCUCAAUGAUCUUACAUUUCCCUGCAGGUAAUUACGGUAAUAUGACAAGACACAUUAAGAGGAAGCACCCAGCUAUUUUUAAGCAAGAAUGUACAGAUUAUCUGUCAUCUGAUAAGAAAGAAAACAAAAAUGAAUAUGAUAAGAAAAGUGAUGACAAAACCUGUUCUCAUAAUGAGAGUGGAGAUACUACAGAUUGUGAAGAAGAAGAUUCUAAAGGGAAAAGUAUUCAAAAAACUUAUGUUCAACCCAAUACAGGUGUUACUCUCAGAUACUGUUGGGUAAAAGAUUACUGUAAGAAAAUUGAUAAUGAGCAAUGGCAAUGUUUGCGGUGUUCAGCGGUGAUAAGAAUGCAGUCUGGAUUUUAUGCUAAUAUGAAACGUCAUGUCAAAGCAAAACAUCCAGAUAUUUAUAAAAAAGAACUAGCAAAAUGCGUAUCUCAAGAUGACAAAUCAAUAACUGAAGACGAUAACAACAGUUGCUCUCAUAAUGAGGGUGGAGGUACUACAGACUGUGAAGAAGAAGAAGAUACUAAAAUAAAAAGUAGUUCAAAAACUUAUGUCCAACCCAAUAUAGGUAAUUACUCAAUACAAAGAAUUAGGUAAUAUGGAUGAUGACUGGGUAUAAAAAGGAAAUUCUAUUUAGUCCGUCAGUCGGAUAAUAGAAAGAUAUAGAAUAGGUAUUUUUUUUUACUUUGAUUUAACAGGAAAUAGCUUAGAUAGAUAAGAUAAGAUUGAGAAGUGGGGGCUCGCUACGCCAUAGUAUUGUAGAAGAUGUAUCAAAGUGUGAAGUCACGCGAUAUUUUAACUCAUUGUAUCGCCGUAAUUUAAACAUUACGCAAAAAAUUAUAAAGAAUACUUUAAUAUUUUAAUAUUUUUCAACAAUCUACCUACAGAAAAUAAAAAAUAAAAAUUAGUCUUCAUCCCUAUUGUAUACAUUCAUAUUUAUUUAGCAUCGGUAAAACAACGUUAAUCUGUACACUUAUUAUCAUUACACAAUACCGCUGGGAAAGGAAGUAUGGUCGGAAAAUUAAUGAAAAUGAUCAUAAAUGUGUGCUUUGCCCUACUAUAUUAAGAUUACCAAGAGGUAAUUACGGAAAUCUAAAACGCCAUUUAAGAAGCAAACAUCCUGAUAUUUAUGAAAAAGAAGAGCGACCUGGUAACGUAAAUAAGGAUAGUGAAGAAAUCUAUUUUUUAGAACACAUAGAAGACGACGAUUUAUUAAAUGACAUAGAAUAUGUAAUUACAACUGACGAAAAAAAUGAUCAUGAAAAUAAAAAUAGUCUUGAUAAUAAUGAUAUCGAUGAUUUGAAUACCGACACUCAUACUUCUGAAGAAAGAGUUGCGCUUCUAGUUACAAAAUCACCUUCUGUUAGUUGGACUUGGGUAAAAAAAUACAUUCGUAACAUUGAUGAUCGAAGAAAACAAUGUGCUAUCUGCUCAAGGAUCUUGCAAUUACCUAUAGGUACUUACAGUAAUAUGACAAGGCACAUCAAGGCUGUGCACCCUGAUAUUUUUGAAAAAGAAUAUACAGGUUGUGCAUCGUCUGAUAAGAUAGAAAAUAUAAAUGUAGCUGAUAACAAAAGCGAUAGCAAAAACGAUGACAAAAGCGAUGACAAAAGCUGUUCUCAUGAUGAAAGUGGAGAUACUACAGAUUGUGAAGAAGAAGAUACCAAAACGAAAAAUAGUCCUAAAAGUUUUGCCCAAUCCAAUACAGUAAGACAAUACCACUGGGAAAGGAAGUACGUUAGAAAAAUUAAUGAGGAUGAUCAUGAAUGCGUGCUUUGCUCUACUAUAAUAAAGUCGGAGAGAGGUAAUUCUGCAAAUCUCAAACGCCAUAUAAGAAGACAACAUCCUGAUAUUUACGAAAAAGAAGAGCAGUGCAACAAUGAAGAAAUCUUCAUCUUUGAAAGCAUUAAAAGCGAAGACUUGACAGAUGAGAGUGAAUAUGAAUCUAUUACUGAUGGAAACAGUGAUCAUCAAAAUGAAACUAAUGAUGAUUAUUACGAUAAAAAUGAUAUCGAUGAUGUGAAUGUGAAAACUCAUAAUUCUAUUGGAAGUGUUGGGAUUGUAGUUUCGAAAUCGCAUUUUCAAAGUUACGAGUAUACUAUGAUACCAACACAGCGUGGGAAACAUCUACUCAUGAUGAACCGCUACACAUACUCCCAGAUGAAAGAUUCAAGAAAUUACUACUGCUCGAAGAAAGAUAUGGGCUGUAAAGCUCGUGUGAAACUAGAUAGCGAAGGCGGAGUGGCGAAUGCUAUCACGGAACAUAAGCAUCCACCUCCUAAUUAUAUGUUAACAUCACAGGGUUAUAUCAAGCUAUAA